This is a messenger RNA of Trichoderma asperellum CBS 433.97, 633 nucleotides long. The record is from RefSeq and is a predicted model, not a curated record. NCBI's taxonomy places the organism in Eukaryota, Fungi, Ascomycota, Sordariomycetes, Hypocreales, Hypocreaceae.
CGCGGGAACGCCCCACCGCCACGCGCGUUCUUGCCAGGAACGCUUUUCAGGGGUCACUCUCACGAUUGUCGAUUUCUGGAGGCUCAAGCGGUUGCUCUGCUGCAGCUCUGAUAGCCCAUGGGCAGACAUGGCCUGCUAGAGUACCAGGUCUAUUUGCUGAUUUGCUAUACUGGUGUCACUCUCAUUCUGCGCACUGCGUUUUCAGCUGAGGAUUACAUGGCCAGUCUCUUUAAGAUUGCGCAACCAUCACCGGGAGUCAUCAGGCGCCCGCCCUGCUUGUUCGCCUCUUUUAACGACAAAUUCACACACCCCUGGCCAUUGACCAACACUGCCACUACAUACAGUAAUGAGGAACAGUCGCUCUCAGCCGCAGUACGCUGGCCUGUGAGAUCCUUGGAUCCCCAUUGUAUCUCAGAGGCGAGUGGAGAGAAGCCAUUGGAGCCUCUCCCUGGGUUAGACCUCAGCACUCUGAGCAAGCCUUGUUUAGCCCCUGUGACAUCUCAUCACCACAUGUACCCUCGCCUCAAGGGCUGAAUGGCUCAGUCGGCCUCCAGUGCGGAGGACGAAAGAUUUGCUCUCCAACCCCUGUCCGGCAACCCAAGCCAGUGCAGCUCCACAAAACUCACGACCCUA